UAAAUAAUUAUCCAUGUUCAUUUAUUCAUUAGUCUGGAUUCAAUAAUUGAUCGUUAUUGCGAAAAAUUUACUCUUUAUUAUUGAUAUUAUUAUUUUCAAUUUAGUAUUAAUUUCUUAAUAUAAUUUUCAACUGCUGUUGCUAAAAUAAUUUAAUUUAUAUGCUUUAAAAUUUAAUGUAAUUUGUUUACCUACCGACUAUUCGGUAUGAAUAAUCCGUAUUUAUUAAAAAGUAAAUUAAAAGAAAAUGAAGAAGAGUUAGCAAGUUAUUUGCGUGAUAUGAAUAUUUGGAAUGAACAAAUGAAACGAAAAGAACACCCUCGCCUUGUUAAAGUAUAAAAUAUAAUUUAAUCAAUAAUUAUAUUAAUAUUACUAUUGCUAAGAGCAAACGGUGACUGUAUAUUUUAGUCUAUUUAGACAAAAGCCAGAGAAAUUAUCGGUUUUAAUAGAUUUCAAUUUUGGAAACGAAUUAUGAUUCUUUAGGUUGAUUUUUAUAUUUUUCUGUUUGAUGUAGAAAUUUAAAUAUUUUACUUGGAAGCUGUAUUAAAUUUUAUUGUAUUUUUGAAAAAAUGUCAUGUAUUUUGCAUUUUACUUGUGAUUAAAUGGAUUGAAACUUAAAAAAAAAAUACCAAUCCAUAGAAUAAAACCUUGGUAGUCAAAUCUUAAGUUUUCAAAUAUAUAUUGCUAUCAAACACAAUUCCUACAGUUUUGUUUGGCUUUUAAGUCUAAUAUAUAAAAUAUGUUAUUUUAACGACAGUACCCUUUUCCCUUAAAUGGUGUUCAUAUACUAAUAGAUACCUGGAAAAGUCUUAUCAUUAAGAUAGUAAUUGAAAUAUGAAAACAAAUUUAACUUUUUCAAAAUAAGACGAAGAUUAGAAAACAUCACUAAUCCUCUUAAUUUAUUUUUAGAAUCAGAAUUGCUGAAGGAAUUUGAAUUAUACAGGGUUUGGCGAAUAUAAUCUAAUUUCAUAUUAUUUAUUCUUAUUAUUGUUGUUGUUGGUUGUAUUAAAAUGUAUAUUAUUUUUGUUAUAAUUGGUUUAACAUAGUAUUUGUUGUGACAAUGAAUAAAACAAUUUAACAUAAUAAGCAUUACAAUAAUAAUAAUUAUUAUGUUUCAAACAAAUAUUUAUUUGAAGCUGAAUCAUAAUAAUAAUAGAAAUAAUUUUAAGGUCUUAAAAGUUAAAAACUCCUAUGGAUUCCAAUUUAAAUUUACACUACUACAUUAGAGUAGGACUCCGGGAAAUUCCCUGUAUCUCUGUGGGCCUAUCUGCCCCAGCUGACUAACGUAUCAAGAUUGUGAAGAUUCAGUUUUAAUUUUAUUUUUGUAUUUUACCUUGUUCAGACCAGUCUUACAUAACUGUGAAGGUUACAUUUAAACUCUUAGUGAAAUAAUAAUAAUGAUCUUUUAAUGUUCGCUUUAGUAAAUGUAAGAAAGUUAUACAACUAAAUAUUAAAAAAAAAUGAAAAUUCUUUUCGGUUUGUAAAGGAUAUCAUAGAUCAGAAUAUAAAAAAAAAAUCACACAUUUUUAUUAGAAAAUAAUAAAGCUUUGCAAUUAAUUGAACUAGUUAAAAAUAAAAAAAUAGAGUGUUGGAAAUAAUAAAAAGUGCGAGGUCUUAUGUAGUAAAAUAAAAUUGUAAACAGAGCAUGACUUAAAUAUUAAAAUAUGGGCUGUAAUUUGGAGAAUAUUGGAUACAUCUGCUACAAAAAUCAAUUUUAUGUAAACCCAUAAUUAGUGGUAUCUAAUAGAAUUGCAUGAUAUUUUAAUUUUGUAAUCCAAAUUAUAAUGUAGUUUGUUAAAGAAUCUUCUAAGAUAUGCUUAAUUGUUGAAUAAAUAAUUAUUUAACUUAUUGUGUUAUAAAGAAAAAUUUUAAUUUUUAGAACUUUAACGAAAAUAAAAAACCCAAAACAAAUCAUUCAAAAAGUGGUGUGAAUAAAAUAUCAUCAUGGGAUUACUCUGCGUGGGAUAAGUUUGAUGUUGUAUGUACCAACUUGGUUGCCUAUAAUAAAUUAAAUCAAAUAUCUAUAUUAUGUAUUUUAUAUAUAGGAUAAAGCUUGUGAAGAAGUGGAUUUACAAAACAAAUUGGAAAAAAAUGAAAGUGAUGGUUCAAAUGAUGACUGCUUAAAUAAUACUGUACAAUCAAAACUGUCUGAAGCAUUAUAUGAGAAAAUUCUGGUAACAUAUUAUUUUAAACUUAAACAAAAAUAAUGUUUAUUCCUUAUAAAAAUUAAAAUAAUAUUCAUUAGGUAAGUCAAUAGUAUGGUUCAUUAUUUAAAUUUUUAUUUAAUGAGUUGAAAUUUCCUACUUAUAUCAUUGUACAUAUUAAUUGCAACAAUUAAUUAAUAAACAGUAUGUAUAUUUUUACCAGGGUUUGGAAAUUAUAGCACCAAAAAUGUUAGUUUGUAAUGCUUCAACAUGCACAAUUAAUAAACAUGAAAAUACCAUUGGGAAAAAUGCAAAAUAAAACAAUCAAAACAUUUUUUUUUUUUUUUAUUAUUUUACAAAAUUUGAUUCAUAGUAAAUUGCAUUCAAUGUACACCAAACCAGUGUUUUCCAACGAGUGUGUCAUAAAAUUUUAAUGGUGCUCGGUGAAAAUUUUUUCUAUAGAAAACUAUUAAAAUAUAAUAAAAUAAAUAAAUAUUUAAUUGUAUCAUAAACAAAUAACAGACUAAUUUAAAAAGAAGUACAAAUUUAUUUAUUAAUUUUUGUGUGAAAGGUGUGCUUGAUGUUAAUUGCAUAAUAGUUUAAUUUGAGGAGGGAUCGAUGAUAAACAUAUUCCAUUGUUAACAUUUUUUAUUUUCAAUAUUGGUUAGUAUAGAAAAAACUAAUUCACAGAAAUAGUUUAAAAUCACUGCACUAUACUGUACAUAAUUAAUACGAGGAUAAAUCAGAUUUUUGGAGUACGAUGAAACUGACAAUUUUUAAAAUAACCAAAUUAUUGAAAUUAACAGCAUCGUCUGAUAUGAUCAGCAAUAUCAACCGAAUAUGACUGUCUUUCCAAUGGAUUUUUAGUUUUACUAUUGAAAUAUCAAAAGAGCAAGAAAACAAAAUUUUUUAUAUAACAACAAUGUAAUAUGAAACACAUUUAAUUCUUACUGUGUGUUCAGGUGUCACCAAAAAGUAUACGCAAGUGCUAAUUCCGAUCCUUGAUUAUUAUUUUAAGUUUAAUUUGUUAAGUAAAAAAAAAUACUAUUUUAUAAUUUUCUCUCUCUGUAGGAGGGGAUCAGAGUACUCCCAAAAUAUUUCUACCUGUCAUAAUAUGGGACAAAUGGGGUUGCAUCAGUUUGAAAGCCGGUGUAAAAUUCUGCCAAACAGUAUGGAGGAGUUCUAAACCAGCAUUUCUAAACCAUAGGAAUGUGGCCCAAUUUUGGGUCACAUUUGAAUAGAUCGCCAAAAAAUCAAAACAUUAAUAUAAUAUUUUCUUAUUAGAUUAUUAUAGUAUAAAAUAGUUUUAAAAAUAAUAAAAUAAUUAAUGAAACAUUUUCUGUAAAUUAUUUUUCUUGACAAACAAGGUCAGGGAGACAUAAAUGUAGAAAAAACUUAAAUUUUCGUUUUCAUUCCUUAAUCAUUGAAAAAAUAUAUAUUUACUCGUAUGUUCUUCUUCUUCUUUAGAAGAAUUUAUUUGUUCAAUUUUUAAAAAAUCAAUUUCUAAAAUAUAUUAUUCUAAAAAUUAUAAUGUAUCAUACAUUUAUGUUUGAUCAAUAGUUUCUCAAUAAUAGCUAUUUCAAUAUCUAGACCUAGAGAAAGGUGUGAAAAACAAAACUACCACAAUAUGCAAUAACAAAUCAUAGUCUUAAUCCAAAGAUGUGAGACUUGGUCUAUGACGAAAGGUGAUAACAAAAAACUGGCAAUAUUUGAAAGAAAAGUUUUGAGAAAAAUUUUUGGUCCAGUGUACAAUCUCGAUCUAGGAACAUUCGAAAGGCGGAAAAACGAAAAUUUGUACCAAUUGUAUAGAAAACCAACGAUAUUAACGUAUAUAAGAACUAAGAGAAUGGAGUUGUUUGGACAUAUUUGGAGAGCUGAAGAUGAUAUACUAAAAAUGGUCACAACCGCAAUGAUACAGAAGAAACGACCACUGGGUAGACCACAAAUGAGAUUGAAGGAUGCUGUGAAGAAGGACAUUCAAUUGUUGGAUGUGAAUGCGUCUGUUGAAUCAGCACUCAUCAGAGAAAGGUGGAGAGACUUGUGGCAGCUCAGGUCCUUCAAAGACUGUUAAGCUGAAGAAAGAAGAAGAAGAAGUCUUAAUCCAAAGUAUUAAAACAUUUUUAUUAGAAAUUAAAACUGCUAUUACUUGGAUGUUGAUGUAUGAUACAUUCAAAUUUAAAUUUUUUUUUUUUUUGUUUGUUUUUUCAGUGAUUAAUGAAUAAAAAUAAAUAAUUAUUGACAAAGUUAUUAACAUAUGAUAGCACUUUAGGACACUGUAUAAUUCUCAUCUAGGUACAAUAUGUACAUAUUAUUAAAAACUGAAUUAAAUCACAUAAUAAUUUACAAUUAGAAUAUAAAAUUCAGAACUUUAAAAUUAUAUCAAUCUCACUGUUAUUCUCUAUUUCAAAGUAUUUAUUUAUUCUAUUCAGAAUAAGAGUACCCAGCAGUAGACAGAAGUACAUGGGAGUUCACGCAUAUUAUAAGGUUUACAGUCGAGUAUGAGUUCAGGCAACGUGUGAAUGUUUAAUUGAUCAUCUGCACACCAGUGUGCUUUUAUUCUGAAUAGAGUGUAAUAAUGACAUGAAUUUAUUGGUUAUUUCAUUAUUUUUUCUUUUUAAUACUUGAUAACUAAAAUAUUACAUAACUUACAUCAAAAAAUAUAAUCAUAGUAAAUCAAUUUAUCGCAAUCAUUCCAUAUAGGUUUAAUAUAAGUAAAAUAUAUGUUGGACAUAAAAAUACUCAAUGUAAACUAGGUUUGUCCUGUAGUUAAUAAUAAAUAAAUAUUAUAAUCAAUUAUAUUUUCAUUGGUGGAGUAUUGGUAAUAUAUUAUUUCAAUUUUAUCAUUUUCGAACAUGUUUUUUUUCAUAAUUAAAUAAUUACAUACAUAUUUUAAUUAUUUUACUAAUGAAAAACCAUAAAUACAGAAAUUGCAAAGCUUGCAAACUAUUAAUUUUGCAACCAGUAUUAUAUUUGGGGUCUCAAGUGUGUCUCCACCUAUUACACCACUGUCAUGAUGCAUGAUGUUUGUAGAUAAUACAGCUUUUAUAGAAGAAAAUCUGGAAUAUAUUAACUAUAGGUUUGAUGAAUAGAGAGUAGCAAUUAAGGGAAAAGGGGUAAGGAUAAGUAGAUGUAGAUAUUAUUGGCUGAGAAUUUGAUGCAUCAUUUUAUUAUUUAAUGUUUAUAUUAGAACAUAACAACAUUGGAUUUAUGACUUUUUUUUACAAAAUAAAUUUGUUAGCAAUUUCCUAAUAAAUAUUUUUUUAUUUUUUUUGUGCAUUAACCUUAUUUUCUACUUUAUUUUAUUUCUCAUAAAUUAUUAAUUUUAAGCAUCAUAGCUGUAAAAAGAAAGAAAGUCUCUUUAUAUAGCUUCUAGCAAAUAACUAUUAUAGCUCAACCAUUAUAACUUAAAAUAACAGAAAGAUAAAACUAAUUAAAAAUACAAAUAUAUAAGUAAUUAACAUACAAUUAAAUAUUUUAAGUUUUAAUACAAAAUACUCAUAAUCAAUAAAUAGAAACAUGAUAAUUAAAUUAAUGAGAUAGAGAUAAUUGAACUAUGGAAUAUGUUGUUUGUACAGUGCGGCUAUUAGGAAGGAAAUUAAUGGAUUUAUUAAUGCGGAAAGUUCUGAAAUAAAUUUGAAAAAAGGACUAUUGUUAUUAACGUUAUUGAAUAAUGGGAUAUUAUUAGAAUUGGCAGCAAAGGCAUAAAAAGCCUUGGAUGGGUGUGAUGAUUUGAAUAUGUGAAUACUGUGUUCGAAUUUUGACGAAUUGAAUAGGUUGUUGAGGAAUGUUUGAGAAAUGCUUUAUAUUUCGGACAUCCUUUGUAGCUAGAAGUAUAAUAACCCGCACAAAGGGAGCACUUGGCUGGACUGUUUUUGUCCUUGGUGCAAAUGCCUGAGGAGUAAUCUCCCUCACAUUUAACUCAGCGUGAAGGAUGGUGGCAUUAGUUAGCAGUGUGUCCGUAGGUCUGACAGUUUUGACACUGAGGAGAACCUUUUUUAGUCCUGUAGGAUAAUCCAACUUUAAUUUUAGUGUAAAACAUUGAUGACAGAUUUAAAAUGUCUUUAUUGUAUGUAUUUAGUAUGAUAUCCACGAAAAACAGUGGGAGCGAAUAUCCAUUUUUAAUGAUGUUCACGAUUCGACUGACAGAGUGACCUAUUUUACAGUGAGCAUCAGAUAUAUCUGAGGUGAGGGUCGAAUGUUGAAGAUUUCUUAUAAUAAUCUUGUAAGGUUAAUAUGUUGGUGGCAUGAAAGUCUGAAAAGAAUCAUCAGUGGCUAAAAGGUGUUCCAUAAUUAUAUUAUACUUUAGAUGUCAAUGAGGGCGGACAAUCAAAUGAGAAAGCAAUGACUUACAUGAAAACCCAUUAAGGUCAAUAAGCUGUACUAACGUAUUUUUAAGAGUGGAAAAAUGAUUAAUGUUUUUGACAUAGAUUAGUGGAGCCCUGAUAUUGUCAUGUUGAUUGGAAACAUCAUACAUGUCAAGUUCAAUUUCGUUGUCCUCCUCGGACGCCAGAACAGUAAACAGUUGGGUGAAAUUUAUGUUUUUGGAUUUUUGUCAUUUUGAAUUGAUGACAAUGAAGAAGUAGACAAAUUUCUCUUGGGGGGAAAUAGGUGUGCGCGGAAAGACUGGGCCUGCUUUUGUUGUUCAUAUUUGGUUAAUAAGGGAAAUAUUUAAUAAUGGUAAUAUGUACGUAACGUACGUGUGUUUAUGAUGAAUGUAAUAACCAAACUGAGAAACUCUUAUUAUGAAUAUUAUUAACUUAUGGAGUAUUAAUUAUUAUUAAUUAUUUAUUUUGUUAAUUUAUUUAUCCUUUUAAUGAAAUUGUUUUAAUCAAGGGUAAUGCAUCAGUACAAAAACAAAAAUGGUCUGAAGCUAUAUUGAGGUACACAAGAGCCAUAGAUUAUUAUGAUAAAGAUCCAGUAUUUUAUGCCAAUAGAGCAUUGUGCUAUCUUAAGACAAAUGAGUAAGUUUAUUCAAAUUCUUAAUACAAUAUUUCUGUAUCCCAGAGGUAAAAGACUAUGUUUCAAAAUAGUAAUUUUACAGAAGAUCAAAUUUUUGAUUAUUUUCAUUUAUAAAUGUAUUUUUCUUUUUGACUAAUACAAAUUGCUCUAUGGAACCUAAACAUAUUAUUAUUACUAUUCUUUACAAGAUAAAAAUACUAAUUUUAAUAAUUUCUAAAAAUAAUGUAUAUUUUGUGGACAUAGUAUUAUAAACCCUUGGAAAUAACAGUAUGGUUUGAUUUCCCAUCGCCUUAUCUCUGUCACUUAUGAUAACUGGAUAUAGUGUCACAUACCUUUACAUAGAGCAAAAAAUGUAUAACAAGGGCAUAGGGCUGAUUCAUUUUCAUCAAAAAUGGACAUGGUGCCCUUUACCACUGGGUUACAAACUUCAAUUAUUAUAAUUGUAAAUUAAAAUUAUUUAAACAGAUUUAAACUAGCAGUUAAUGAUUGCUCUAGUUCACUUAAGUUAGAUAGCACUUAUGUUAAAUCAUAUCAAAGAAGAUGUGCUGCAUAUAUGGCUUUAGGAAAAUAUAAUGAAGCAAAAAAAGAUCUAAAAGAAAUUCUAAAAUUGGAACCGAAUAACAAACAGGCUAAACUUGAUAUAGAAUUUGUAAACAACAAAAUUAAACAGGUAAGUAAAUGACAAGCGUUUUAAUUUAUUUAAUAUCAAACAAAACUUUUCAAUUCCUAGGAUACAAUGCAAAUAAAUUCUGACAUUACAUUUCUUAAAACAAAAACAAUUAAUAAUUUACAAGAUAAAAGUACUAAUUCAAACAUUUUAUGUCAAGACGUUGAAAAAUCAGUAAAAUGUGAGAUUCCUAAAUGGCCUUCAAGAGUAGCUUGUAAACAAAUAAAUUCUAAACCAAAACCUCCUCAUCUCAGAUCAAAAGUAAGAUAAUGCUAUAAUCAUACAACUAAUAAUUAAUUAGUGAGUAGCUUUAAAAUUUGUGUUUAAUAUUUUUUUAGAAACCAUUUUACUUACCCAAAAUUAAAGAUGUUCAAGUAGACCAAGAAGAACUAGAUACUAUGAAUUUACUUCAAACAACAUUAAAAGAAGUAUGUGAAAAAAAUAAAAAAGACCAAUUUAUAACCAAUAAGGUUACUAUAAUAACAGAUACAGAUCAGAUAGAGAAGAAACCAUUUAUACCUAUUCCUUCUCCUCCUCAAACAUAUGUACAACUCAAACAAGACUGGGCAUACUUACAAAAAGAUUCUAAAUUGUUAUUUAAAUAUUUGAAAGUAAGAUUUCAAAUUAAAUCUAAAGUUUGUAUUUAUACUAAAUUAUUUUAAAAUAUUAAUUUAACCAUUUUGUUUAGCAAAUUCCUGGUCGGCGUUUACCAUUGAUUGUACGUAAUUCUAUGGACAAUGAUUUGUUUGUGGAUAUUUUAAAAAUUUUGAAGUUGGAAUUUGUUCAAAAUGGACAUGAUAUAAUAGAUUAUUUGAUAGGUAUUAGUGAAUUGCCUCGAUUGCAAAUGUUAGUGAUGUUUUGUUCAGAUAGUGAAGUAUUAUGUAAGUAUAUAUGAUCUUGUUUAAAUGGCAUAAAAUAGUUAUUUUUUAUACUUAUAAGUAUAAAAAAGAAAGGUAAGAUAGGGGACGGGUACAGCCAUGAUGUAUGUGGGAAAUUAGAAAGGUAGGAUAUAGACGGGAAUUAAAUGUAUAUCUGUAAGCAAUAACUAUUUGCAAUUAAACCAAUUCGUAUUCCAUUGCCUACAAAAAAACGAUUCUAAGCGGUGGAGUUCAAUUGGAAAACCCGGAUAGACGUUGGGAAAAUGGUACAACAUUAAACAAAUUUUAUUAAAGAAAAAAUAUACAGCCUUUUUAAUAAUGUUACUACAAAAUGAUAUAUACAAUGUGAUUAACUCAACUGAAAACAUUAUCUUAGAAAGUAUUAACUUUUUCAAAAAGCAGUGUAUUUUGAAAAUGCCUUAAAUAGAUGGAGUAUUAUUGAAAAUAAAUUUUGGUGUUGAAAAUUUUUAUUUGAAGGAGAGCAGUAGAGUAUUCUUUGUGUGGCGGUACGGCUACACGAAUACACUACUUCUUUCCUCCAAUCCAAACUUGAAAGUGGAAUAUCUCAUCAACGGCUUGAUAGAAAUCAAAAAUUUCAAUACCAAAAUUUAUUUUAAAUAAUACUCCAUGUAUUUAAUGCAUUUUCAAAAUGGGUUGCCAUAUGAAAAUCAAAAGUAGGCAAUCAUUUCUACCUCAAAAUAAGAGGUACAACAAAAAUGAUAACGCAACAUUUUAUAAAACUAUUUGAUUCAUAAGUUUGAAUGAAACUAAUACUUUCCGAGAUAAUGAGUGUUUCCAGUUGAGUGAAUUACGCUGUGCAUGUCAUUUUAUAGUAAAUUUAUUAAAUAGGCUUUAUAUAUUUUAUUUUUAAGUCAUAUAUUUUAAGUUUUUUCAUGUUUUAUCCUGGUUUUUCACAUUUGCUGGGAAAACUCGAGAGAAUCAAAAAAUUACAGCUUUAAAGUUCCUGACAAGUAAAAUUUUCUUUUAGAAACAUUGCUAUCAUUAAAAUUUACAGCAAAAUUUCUGGUAGAAAAGUUGUCCACAGAAAAAAAAAUCUUAAAUUGUAUUUGUUAUAUUUUGUAAAUUUUCCAGUUAAUUUUUUCCGGUUAUUUUGCAUUUGUUGAGAAAACUGUUUUUAAAAAUCAAAAAAUGACAUCCCCACACAAAUUUCCUCUCAGAAAGGUGCUACACGUAGAAAUCUGAGCAAGUCUUCUGGUAUAAAAGUUGCUCAUAGAUAAAAAGUAAAAAAAAUUAAAUAAUAUCAUUGUAAAACCAUAAGCUUCUUUGCUCCACUCAGAAUUUAAAAUGUAAUAUUUAAUAUAAGACAAUAUUGGUUUAUGUGUUUUUUCAUAAAUAAAUUUAUUAUAUCUAUAAAUUAAUACAUAUUUUUUUUAUCUGCUACUUCGAUUUUUUAUUUUAAAUAUUUUAUUUAAUGCCCAACACUUUAGGACUCAUACCCAACAUCUCACAACACUUAUAUAAAAUGUCCUAAUUGUCAUUGAUGGCAACUUUUUAUUACACAACACUUCCUCUUCCACUACAUCCAGCCAUAUAUAAUUGUCAUUUCUACUAUAUACAUCCUCUACAAUUCACAAGAAAAUUGACUGUCACUAUAUAUUUUUUGUUAAUUUAUAUUGUUUUGAUUUCAGGUAUUCAGGAAUUGCUGCAUCAUGUUUCAAAAUUUGUUUCAAAAAGUGUUUUCAAAAAUCUCAAGAAUUCUUUUGGAGUAUAAUUGCAUUUUGAAAUUUUUUUUUAUUAAAAUAACAAAAAAAAAAAAAUUUGAUAUUAUACUUACUUCAGCGCACAUUUAGUUGUUAUUAAACCUUAAUUAAUAUAAUUCAACACAAAUACACUUCAUAUGCAUAUAUAUAUAGUUCAAUUAUACAAAUUUGUACCUAUUAGGUCAAGCAUACACCAAAAUAGUGCAAUAAUAGCUCCACCAUAGAACUUACUGAUAGGUAUAUGAGUGAAUUAGACUAUGUAGGUAAGGAGCCAGAAUCUAUUUAUAUAUAUAUAAGGCUUUCGGCCUAAAAUUUUAAUUAAGAUAAGUAACUAAUUUUUGGUAAUAAUAUUAUAUUUUAUUUAUACUUAUCCAAAGUACAUCAAACAAAAUAUAUAGUGAUUUACAGGUGAAUGAAGUAUUUAUAAAUUUUCGAAUGUACAGUUAUAUGAAAUUUCCGAAAUAAAUGCUAUUGUUUUAAGUUGUAAUAAAGUUAUGAUUGAUUAUAGUCACUACUGCGAAACAGAAAUUUUCUCAAUAUGUGUUCUCUUAGUCACCAAUCC
Molecule: messenger RNA, 10928 nt
Organism: Cinara cedri
Lineage: Eukaryota; Metazoa; Arthropoda; Insecta; Hemiptera; Aphididae
Source: the annotation of a GenBank genome assembly